Carassius gibelio (silver crucian carp) is the source of this 5643-nucleotide messenger RNA. Its product is annotated as kinesin-1 heavy chain-like. Gene Ontology annotation, biological process: microtubule-based movement. Gene Ontology annotation, molecular function: ATP binding; microtubule motor activity; microtubule binding. NCBI's taxonomy places the organism in Eukaryota, Metazoa, Chordata, Actinopteri, Cypriniformes, Cyprinidae. The record is from RefSeq and is a predicted model, not a curated record. The transcript is spliced from 26 exons. The coding region runs from base 89 to 2965 and encodes 958 amino acids.
GUCAAACCCCACUUCCACCUAAACAGAGCACACGCACCGAGCUGAGGACGGUCCCUCAUCCUCCUCCUCCUCCUCCUCACAGCUGAAGAUGGCGGACCCGGCCGAGUGCACCAUCAAAGUCAUGUGCCGUUUUCGGCCUUUAAACGGUUCGGAGGUGAUGAGGGGAGACAAAUACAUCCCCAAAUUCCAAGGAGAAGAUAAUGUGGUCAUCGGGGGAAAGCCAUAUAUGUUUGAUCGGGUGUUUCAGUCUAACACUACUCAGGAGCAGGUUUACAACGCUUGUGCUCAGAAGAUCGUUAAAGAUGUGCUUGAGGGUUAUAACGGUACAAUAUUUGCUUAUGGGCAAACCUCUUCUGGAAAAACACACACCAUGGAGGGGAACCUGCAUGAUCCAGAUGGCAUGGGCAUUAUUCCACGGAUCGUCCAGGAUAUAUUCAACUACAUUUACUCUAUGGAUGAAAACCUGGAAUUCCAUAUCAAGGUCUCCUAUUUUGAGAUUUACCUGGACAAGAUCAGGGAUUUGCUGGAUGUAUCUAAGACCAAUCUGUCUGUACAUGAAGAUAAGAACAGAGUUCCCUAUGUAAAGGGUUGUACUGAACGGUUUGUGUGUAGCCCAGAGGAAGUGAUGGACACCAUUGAUGAAGGCAAAUCCAACAGACAUGUGGCUGUCACAAACAUGAACGAGCACAGCUCCAGGAGUCACAGUAUCUUCCUGAUAAACGUCAAGCAAGAGAACACGCAGACGGAGCAGAAACUGAGUGGGAAACUUUACCUGGUGGAUUUAGCAGGAAGCGAGAAGGUCAGUAAAACUGGAGCAGAGGGAGCUGUGUUGGAUGAAGCCAAAAACAUUAACAAAUCUCUUUCCGCUCUGGGAAACGUCAUCUCUGCUCUGGCAGAAGGAACGACGUACAUUCCCUACAGAGACAGUAAGAUGACGAGGAUCUUGCAGGAUUCGCUGGGGGGAAACUGCAGGACCACUAUAGUGAUCUGCUGCUCUCCAUCUUCCUUCAACGAGGCCGAGACCAAAACUACGCUCAUGUUCGGACAGAGAGCAAAGACCAUCAAGAACACCGUGUGUGUGAAUGUGGAGCUGACAGCUGAGCAGUGGAAGAAGAAAUAUGAGAAGGAGAAAGAGAAGAACAAGACCCUAAAGAACACCAUCACCUGGCUGGAGAACGAGCUCAACCGCUGGAGGAACGGUGAGAGUGUUCCCACUGAGGAGCAGUACGAUAAGGAGAAGGCAAACGCUGAUGUUCUGGCCCUGGAUAAUGUGAUGAAUAAUGAUAAAUUCACCUCGUCUCCCAGCAUGCCCGGCCUUAAAUUCACUGACGCGGAGCGUGAUAAGUGUGAGGCUGAAUUGGCCAAACUUUUCAAACAGCUUGAUGACAAGGAUGAUGAGAUAAAUCAGCAGUCUCAGCUGGCUGAGAAACUCAAGCAGCAGAUGUUGGAUCAGGAAGAGCUGCUGGUCUCAACGCGAAGGGACCAUGACAACCUGCAGGCGGAGCUCACCCGUCUUCAGAUGGAGAACGAGGCGUCUAAAGAGGAGGUGAAGGAGGUGCUGCAGGCCCUGGAGGAGCUCGCAGUCAACUAUGAUCAGAAGAGUCAGGAGGUGGAGGACAAGACCAAGGAGUUUGAAGCCCUGAAUGAAGAGCUCAACCAGAAAUCUAGCGUUCUUGCAUCCAUCGACUCUGAGCUGCAGAAACUGAAGGAAAUGACCAACCAUCAGAAGAAGAGAGUCACGGAGAUGAUGUCAUCGCUGCUUAAAGACCUGGCAGAGAUUGGCAUCGCCGUAGGCAGCAAUGACAUUAAGCAUGAGGGUGGAGGUCUCAUUGAUGAAGAGUUCACCGUGGCUCGUCUGUACAUCAGUAAGAUGAAGUCGGAGGUGAAGACUCUGGUGAAGCGCAGCAAACAGCUGGAAAGCGUUCAGGCUGAGAGCAACAAGAAGAUGGAUGAGAACGAGAAAGAGCUCGCUGCCUGCCAGCUCCGUAUCUCUCAGUAUGAAGCAAAGAUCAAGUCCCUGACGGAGUACCUGCAAAACAUUGAACACAAGAAGAGACAGCUAGAGGAGAACGUAGACUCUCUCAAUGAGGAACUGGUCAAACUCAGCACACAGGAGAAAGUUCAUACAAUGGAGAAGGAGAAUGAGAUACAAAGUGCUAAUGUCAAGGAUGCCGUUGAGCAGCAGAUUCAGAACCACAGAGAAGCUCAUCAGAAACAGCUGAGCAACCUGAGAGACGAGCUGGAGACCAAAGAGAAACUCAUCACUGAACUGCAGGAUCAGAACCAGAAGAUCAUGUUGGAGCAAGAGCGCUUGAAGGUGGAGCAUGAGAAACUCAAAACCACUGACCAGGAGAAGAGCCGCAAACUGCACGAGCUCACGGUGAUGCAGGACAGAAGGGAACAGGCCAGACAGGAUCUCAAAGGCCUGGAGGAGACAGUGGCCAAAGAGCUGCAGACUCUUCAUAACCUGAGGAAACUCUUUGUUCAGGAUCUGGCCACACGGGUGAAGAAGAGUGCAGAGAUUGACUCCGAUGACACUGGUGGCAGUGCGGCACAAAAACAGAAGAUCUCGUUCCUGGAGAACAACCUUGAGCAGCUCACUAAAGUGCACAAGCAGCUGGUGCGUGAUAACGCUGACCUGCGCUGUGAGCUGCCCAAGCUGGAGAAGCGCCUGCGGGCGACAGCGGAGCGCGUGAAGGCUCUGGAGUCUGCACUCAAAGAGGCCAAAGAGAACGCAGCCCGUGACCGCAAACGCUACCAACAGGAGGUGGACCGCAUUAAAGAGGCCGUCAGAGCCAAGAACAUGGCCCGCAGAGGACACUCCGCACAGAUCGCCAAGCCAAUCAGACCCGGUCAGCCCCCUGUCGCCUCACCCACCCACCCCAAUGUCAACCGCUCAGGGGCGGGGCUCUUCCAGAACAACCAAUCAGUGGGCAUCCGUGGUGGAGGCGUAGUCAAACAGUAAAAUAACUGUUGAAUGCUGAAUUUAACCCCAGUAGCCCCAGCUGAAGCUGAUAUCAUCCCAAAAAGCUGAACAGGCAUUCCACAGCACGGGAGGGUUCAACACUAUACAUAUGAAAAUGAAUAUAAGUAUAUAUGUGUAUGAAACAUGAAAUAAUAUCACCGUCUCUGGGCUGUACAGAUGUUCCUCCAUUCUGAUCUCUUAUAUCUUCCCUUUAAAAAUGUAAAGGAAAAAAAAAAUCAGGCUUUUUGCACCAGUGGAAACGUGUGUAACUAGCGUGUGUCUCUUCACUCUUGCACAGUAGGUUUCUGCUCACAUCCCGCUCUCCACGUCCCUCACUGUGCCAAGUUGAAUGUAUUACAAAAUUGCAAAAGAAUAAAAAAGGCAGAAAUUAAUGAAAAAUGGGAAAAGAACAAACAAACAAAGAAAACAAAAAACCUACUAUUUGAGCCUUAUUUAUGUGCGUUCUCAUUUUGGGUUUGUUUAGAGAGUUUGCUUGUUCUCUCUUGCUUUGAGAAACUUCUAUUGAACAUUUCACCUAAAUACGUGAGAUAAACACUACAGUUGAACUGUAUAUAUGAACCAUUGAACUAGUUUUUGUAGUGAUGUUCAGAAGAAAGAUUUAAAUUAUGAUGAAAGGGUCGUCUGAAAGUAGACAAACGAGAUGCAGCCUUUUAGUUCUCAUUUCAUGGAACUGCUUGAUGUAGAAGCACCUGAGCUGCAGGUAUAUUUAAAGCACUGUACAAACACAAAACAAGUAAUCAUUGUUACGAAGUAAAGAGCUGUGUAUGUCACAGCCUGAGCUUUUAGAUGAGUUGUAGCUAGGUUAAUAAUAAUACUAAUGUCAUGUGCUCAUUUCAAUAUUUAACUUUGGUUAAUAUUUAAGGUUGUGGUUACAUUGUUUGUUUUUAGUAGGCAGGGAACCUAGCUUUUAAUUUGAGAGAUUGUUGACCCAACAAUGAACACUUAGAUUAUUAUGUAUUCAUCCACAUGUCGUUCCAAACCUGCUAGACUUUUCUUUCAUCCUACAUGAAAAGCUAUCCGAACGUUUGCAUUUUUCAUGUUUUUUUUUUUUUUUUUUUUUUUACAUUUUUUAAUUAAAAGGCAUAGACAUAGACAAUUUCAAGCUCCAGAAUAUCACAAAAUACCAUGAUAUUUUAAUUCCACGUCUUCUGAAGUCGAAUUGGACAUUCAUUAUUCACUUCAGAUCUUGCCCUUUGUGCUUUGUCAUUUGAUUGAGAUGUAAUGGCAUUCGGCAUCAUUGACAUCACACCUGCCACAACAUGACGUUAUGCAUUAUUUGAGCAAAUGAGAUUUUCAUAGGUUUGUCUUAUUUAGUUUUUGGAAAUCCUUUUCACUACUUGUUAUUAUUUUAUAGAAAAGCUACAUUUAUUAGGGUUUGGGACUGCAUGAGAGUUGAGUAAAUGGUGACAAAGGUUUCAUAUUUGGGUAAUGGGAAAUGAUCACAUCCCGUCCUUGUCCCCUUUAGAGACAAAGGUUAGUUUUACACCUUGUAUAGUGUCAUUUUGUGGUUUUGUUGGAGCGCGGUUUGUGCAAUGGUCAGACAGCCAUUGAAUUCACAAUGUACCUACACUCCUGAGUUUUUACCUUUUGAUUUGACUUGUGUUUUGGUACAGUUUAGUCCAUUAUAGGGUCCAUAUUUUGAAGUUUUGCGAUUGAAUCUUCAGUGGUUUGAGCAUUGCAAACAACCCAGGGAAACCCACACAUCAUUUAGUUCUGGCGAUUGUGGUUUUGGUUGCCUUGUGUUUUUGCAUUUGGCUUAUAUAGACCUGCUGAUUGGCUCUCUACAGUUCAAAUGCUUUUCAUUCAGCACGACGUUACUGCCUUUCAUUCACUAAUUUUAAUGGGUGGGGCUUAUUUAAUGGUGGGUGGGGUUUAUUUAAUCAUUUUUGGUCAUGUUUUCAUUUCGUUGCACUUGAAACUAGGUAAUGUUUUAUUUAUUUCUGUUUUAUUAUAGACUAGGGAUUUUGCAGUUGAGUUUCUUUUGUCUAUCUUUUUUGAAGUAUAUAUAUAUUCCAGUGUACUUGUUUUCCAUUGUCCUCUGUUUUUCCAUGUAUUUGGAUCCAGAUCCUACUAGUUGUCUUGUCAAUGACUGUAGUACUGUAGCGGCGGGAUAUUGAAGAUGGUGUUUUAUGACCUCUUGUGUGCAAUAUGAAUCUGGUGUCGUGCAAGUUUCGCUGUACUGAAGAAAAGCGACGGCACUCAACAGUUCUCCAGUUUUAUUUCAUUGUUUAAUGCUCAUUUGUCUAACGCUUGUCUUGUUCGCCGCAUUUAAUCUUUUAAAAGCACUUUAAAAUAUUACCAUCUCAUUUGAAAAACGCACUUGGAGAAAACUUGCAUCUCAAACAUCAAAUUUCUCACUGAAUCCUGUAAUUAUUGUUAUUGAGGAGCUACAGCCGGAGGUCAUGUGAUUUGAAGACUGUAUCAUUGUUUUUUUGUAUUUUAUUUUGCCUUGAAUCUGCAUUUUUAACAUUUGCCGGGGAAAACAGUUGCUCCGUUUAAAUGACUCUAAAGGAAAGAUGUAAUGGUGAUCAGAUAAUGUGUACAGUUGGCUCUUCAGAGUGUAGAUUGAAUUGCUGUGUAUAUUUCCUUUAGUUGCUUACUGUAGGCAAGUUUUCACCCUUGACAUGAAACGCAAAUAAAGUAUAAGGUAAAACACA